AUGUCCAGGCCUACACAAACGGAGGUGAUUGGGGAUAGAGGUAUCAUAGCACUUGGCAUAGCAGAGAAUGCUGUGAUGGCAGACGUUCUAGCUAACCACAGAAGGCGGAGACACAGAGUGAGCAUUCUUAAUGAUAUUGAGGAUGAGAUUGAUAAACUGCGAGAUGGAGGGGUAAGUGAAAUGGACGAUGUUCAGCUGUGGAGAAGCGUAGAGGGAAAAUUUGUAAACAGGUUCUCAACUAAGAAGACUUGGUUACAGUUGAGAUCUCGGCAUCAAAUAUGUUCUUGGAGCAGAGGUGUAUGGUUUCCUCAGUCCACUCCGAAGUACUCAUUUAUGCUCUGGAUUGCAAUGAGAAACAGAAUGCAAACAGGGGAUAAAAUGCAAGCUUGGAAUGUUGCUAUAAACACAGAGUGUGUUUUAUGCCAUGAAGUUCAAGAGACCUGCUCACAUCUCUUCUUUCAGUGCCCCUACUCCGCUAAAGUCUGGAAGUCAUUGGUUAAGGGGCUUCUAAAGAACGAAUUCACCACUGAUUGGAAUGAUAUCGUAGCAAAAGUCGCUGGAUCGAGCUAUCCCUCAACAGAAAUGUUCCUCAUCCGAUACUCAUUGCAGGCAGCAGUGCAUAGUAUAUGGAGAGAAAGGAACUCAAGAAGACAUGGAGAAGAACCAAAAGAUGCUACAACUCUAAGCAAACUUGUAGAUAAAACAAUUCGGCUACAUCUACUUGCAGUCAAAGCGAAGGGUCAGGCAUUUUUGGAGAGGAGUUUGUGCACCUGGUUUGGCACACGAGAUGUUCAAGCCCCAUAA
This is a messenger RNA of Brassica oleracea var. oleracea, 804 nucleotides long. RefSeq lists its product as uncharacterized. The transcript has 2 exons. NCBI's taxonomy places the organism in Eukaryota, Viridiplantae, Streptophyta, Magnoliopsida, Brassicales, Brassicaceae. The record is from RefSeq and is a predicted model, not a curated record. Bases 1 to 804 code for a protein of 267 amino acids.